AGCUUUAGUUAAGGAUUUGAUUCAUCCCCAAAAUAUUUACCCAAAUUAACGAACUCUCACUAAAUUUCUAGGUUUCACUCAAACUAACCUUUGCUCCACACACACACAGUUUGUGUUUGUGUAUAUCAUGAAUUCCUGAAAAUUUGAUAUUUGUUGGAUUCAAUGCUAAAACUGAAUUCUGCUUAUUCCACGCCGCCAUUCCAUCGAAGCUUCUGUUUUAUGCUGUUGAGUAAGUGAUUGAGUGUUUAUUCGUAUUUAUUUUCCGGCUGUGGUAGUCAUGGGUAGGAGGAAGCAAAUUCGGCCACGUAGAACUGGGGGAGCGGUAGAAGCACCGACGUCUGAAUCAGAAUUCAACAAAGAUGGCGCUGCGCAUCACGGAAAGGAUGGAUUGGCUGCAGCUGAAGAACAGUUUUUUGUCGAAAUGGAUAAGUCUAGUUGGGGUAGUGUGGAGCAUUACGAUAUCUCUGAAAUUGUUUUGAUGAAUUUGGCGGUGAGUGAGGAGUUUUGCGGCUACAAGUUGUCUGAGGAGUUUUACAGCGAUUCUCGGUGCUACUUGAGGUUUAAAUUGAGCAAUGUGAAUGAGCAUCUCGUUCGUAUGAAAUUAGGGAAUUGGCCGGUUUUGCGGGAGAGUGACAUAUGCCUGCAGUUUGUGAUGAAACGCACGGCUGAGGAAGCGGAUACGGAUGUGGUAAUGGCGUCUGGAACUGUUGAUGGGAGUGAUGAAGGAGUGACAGGGCUUGUGCAUUUGACUAGUUUGAGAUACUUGACUGUUAGGCCUGUUUUAGGAGUCGAGUUUUCGGAGGGCAUGCCAUCUGUAUCUAUCCGGGUUGAGAUUCUAGGGAGUGUGUUUGAUGAGUGUGAGUCCCUCCUCGAUAAUACAAGGCAGCUCUGGAAGAAAAGUAUGAUGAAUGUUAUGUCAUGGCUGCGGCCAGAAGUUAUGACUUCAGAGGCUAGAUAUGGAUAUAAUGAUGUUAUGAAUAUGGAAGCCGACGAGCUUCUUGUCGCUGAUGGUGAUACUCAUGCAUCAAGACAACAAGUGAAGUUUGAAGUCUCUCGCUUUUAUGAAGCUAUUAAGCCAUCAAAGGACGCACCAAUGCUGGAGGAUAACCUUCCAGGCUUGCUCCCUGAACUACGACCAUACCAGCAUCGUGCAGCUUACUGGAUGGUCAAGAGAGAAAAAGGUGAUUUCGAGCAUUUAGGUGGCAAAGAAAGAAGUCAGAUUAUAGCUCCUCUAUGUAUGCCUCUAAAUUUGAUCGACACAUCUAGAAGAAUUUAUUACAAUCCUUUUAGUGGAAACGUCUCAUUACAUGGUACCUGCUCCGCAUCAUAUGUUUCUGGAGGGAUUCUCGCUG
Messenger RNA from Salvia splendens (bonfire salvia), 1352 nucleotides. RefSeq lists its product as uncharacterized. The transcript has 3 exons. NCBI's taxonomy places the organism in Eukaryota, Viridiplantae, Streptophyta, Magnoliopsida, Lamiales, Lamiaceae. The annotation marks the transcript as partial. The record is from RefSeq and is a predicted model, not a curated record.